Danaus plexippus (monarch butterfly) is the source of this 1706-nucleotide messenger RNA. RefSeq lists its product as uncharacterized. The record is from RefSeq and is a predicted model, not a curated record. Lineage: Eukaryota; Metazoa; Arthropoda; Insecta; Lepidoptera; Nymphalidae. The transcript is spliced from 8 exons. The coding region runs from base 186 to 1568 and encodes 460 amino acids.
GCAGGGGCCGCAGACAGCGCCGGCCCUAACAGGUUAUUAGGGAAAUUUCCAUAUUUUUUAAUAUAUACCGCAAUAUUUAUAUUUCAAUUAAUAAAAAAUAUGAUUAGUCGUAAUAUAAUAAAUAAUGUUAAUUAGAGCCAUGUUUGUACAUAUAUGAUUCGUCCGUCUUACAAGUUGACUGCGGCAUGUCGUCCUCAUCCUCAUGUCCUCGGGGCGCCGACAUCCUGGACCUGGACAGAUACAUGCGAGCCUCCAGGCCAGCCCACCACCACACACGGGAUCGGCUGAUCGUAGACGCUGGCGGCGCUGACAGGAUCCCGCUAGCGUGUUCCAGUGUAGACAGCAUGAGGUCACCGCGGGGUAGAGAUCACACCAAGAGGUACUCCCACGACUCAGGACUGUCCGAUGACAGCUACGUGAAGAAGAGACAUCGAUCGCACAGACGGUCAACAGAGACCAAGCGUGUACCGUCCCGCGUGGGGUCCAAGUCGUCAGUUCGUGAGUUUCGCGCCGCUUGUGAAAAGGUUCUGAGAGAGCAACAGGAGCAAAUAGCGAGAGUUACAGAACUGUGCCAGAAGUUGGUGCAGCCGCAAGUCGCCCAUAUAAAUAUAGGAGCCAGUUGUUCCAUGCCGGUUGGACAGACCAGUUCAGAUCGAGACAGAGGAAUUGUUGAAAAUAAGCAGAUCUGUAGCAAGCAACAAGCCGCUCACAGUUUAGACCACAAUAGAAGCCGUGAUCAGGCGAUCCAGAUGACACAGAGUAAUAUAAAGGAACAGCAAGCGGUGCCAAGUAAAGUAGCAAAACAGAAUUUUGGUCAAAACGUGAAGCCAGUGGAGCCAACGGAUUCAAGCGACAGCUCGACCAGUAACAGUUCCAAAGAAUUGCGGAGAAAAGAAAGACUUAGGUCAGAUUCAUGUAAAACCUACAACAUCAUAAUGAACAAGUUGGACCAACUGAACCAUUUGUUCACCGCUCGUCGUGUCUCGCCUCCAGUCCCUUCACCCCUGGUCUCCCCGCGCCGGGCGGUGCCCCUCAACGCUCCGUCGUCAGAGUGUGUGUCUGUUAGUAACAAACUCGUGGCCACAGAGGACUUGCGCGUGCAGAAACACCAUUACAGUCCAACGAUUCAGGUAUUCCCCGUUCAGACUCGCGUCACCCGAGGUCCUGGAACUCAUAGCUCACGUCUCAGCAGCUGUCGGGGCCGGAGGCUGGCCGUGGCAGAAGCUCAUAAUUUGGACAUCCCUCCAGAACAGGCCGGGGACAGUCAGUGUGAGCGCGGAGAGGGAGAGGGCUGGAGUGAACUUCCACGAGAAUUUGAUCUGGACGAUCCUGUGACGCUUUACGCUCAAGCAAAACGUCUGCAAGCAUUUCACGCAAGAACUCGCACGAAACAAUACAACCGCACCUCAGACAAGUCGGGCAACAAGUUGGACAGCAAGUUAGGCAACAAGUUGGACAAAGAUUUGGGCGACCAGUUUGACAGUAAAUCUUUGUGUGCGUUAUGCCGCUUCUACUGGCGUGCUUUGAGGCGUUGUAUAACCCAACAAUUAUUUGGGACUUGUUCUUAAUGUGUUAAUUAGAAUAAUCACUAAUUACGGCCGAACUAAGGUAUACAAAUUGAGAUAUUCAUUUGAUUGCAAUACUUUUUUUUAACAAAUAAAGAAUAGACAAGCUGUAUAAUGGUGUUUGAUCAUUUCAAUAUAUAU